AUGACCCAGUGUCUUCUCACAGGAAUCUUUGACUCACCUGAACCAGUCAAUCCACCAGUCCCAGUAGAGGAACAAUGCCCAGUACCUGUUCCAACAGAGCCACUCAGAUCUCCAGUCAACCCCAAUCCAGAAGAAGACUCUUCCAACAGACACCCAAACAACCCAGAAGACGGUGACUCGGAACCCAGUGAUCAAGAAGAUGAAGAAGACAUGUCCAACAACAAUAGCGGAGCGGUAAACAAACCCAACCAAUUCAAAGGAGACAAAGGAAAGAGCAAGGAGUUCCUGGACGAGUUAUACCUGUACUUUGCUGGAAAUUCCAAGAAGAUCCAGACCGAUAAAGAUAAGGUUCAAUGCACUCUUUCCUAUAUCAAAGGACCUGCCCAAUUCUUCAUUCAUAUGAUCAUCACUGAUGUGGAAGAACCCAUAUCUGAUUCCAAAGAUGCACCUCUCAAAGGAUUGCCCAGCUGGGCUAACUUCAGGAAGUCUUUUAUCCAGACCUUCAGAGUCGAGGACAACACUCAGGCAGCACUAAAUGAGAUCAGCAAAUGCACCUAG
Fibroporia radiculosa is the source of this 558-nucleotide messenger RNA. RefSeq lists its product as uncharacterized. The record is from RefSeq and is a predicted model, not a curated record. NCBI's taxonomy places the organism in Eukaryota, Fungi, Basidiomycota, Agaricomycetes, Polyporales, Fibroporiaceae. The transcript has a single exon. The coding region runs from base 1 to 558 and encodes 185 amino acids.